This is a messenger RNA of Cynara cardunculus var. scolymus (artichoke), 1730 nucleotides long. RefSeq names its product squamosa promoter-binding-like protein 10. The coding region runs from base 212 to 1555 and encodes 447 amino acids. The transcript has 4 exons. Gene Ontology annotation, molecular function: DNA binding. Lineage: Eukaryota; Viridiplantae; Streptophyta; Magnoliopsida; Asterales; Asteraceae. Gene Ontology annotation, cellular component: nucleus. The record is from RefSeq and is a predicted model, not a curated record.
UUCGCCAUAAAGCUUGCAGGAAGUUUGGGAACAUUCCACUUCAUCUUAUCCACUGAAUUCCGCUUGUGUUGUUGUUCACCAAGUAAUUGAUAUUCUACUAAUUCCAAUUAGACUUUCCCUUUUCUUUCUUUUAGAUAUCGUGGAUGUAAGUCAACUUCCACUUCGUGUAAGAGGACCAAGUGAAAGCAUCUGAAGAAAUCGUCUCUGGGAAAUGGAGUGGAAUACGAAGUGGGACUGGGAAAAUCUUGAUGUAUUCAAUUCGAAAGGUGCUGCAAGUUCUAAAAAGUUGCAAUCGGCUUAUUGGGCGAUCGGAGAGGGUGAGGACAUAGAGGGGUCUUUUAACCUGUCUGGAGUUGUUGCUGGAGAUGGAGGUUCUGCAUCUGAUGUAGGGAAUAACUCAUCAACAAAGAGCUCAAUAUCGGCUUCAACGGAAUCUUCAUUCAAGGAUGGUAUGAAAGGAUCCAAUAUUUCAUUCGAGGGAUUUGGAUGUUUCCCUGAUUCUUAUAGCAAAGAGAAAGAGUUUGAUAGAGGUGAGCUAAAUGUUACUUCUCCUCUAGAGGCUUCAGUUUGUUCUGGUGAACCAUUCAUUGGUUUGGAACUUGGGAAAAGAACAUACUUUGAGAACACUUAUGUCAAGAGCAAUAACAAAUCAUCCUCUAUCUUGGGUAUUCCUGUAUCAUCUGUAUCGAUGGGGAAGAAAGUUAAAUCAUCUUGCCAAAGUACACCUAUUUCCCAUUGUCAAGUUGAAGGAUGCAACCUUGAUCUCUCAUCUGCUAAGGAGUACCAUCGCAAACAUAGAGUUUGUGAUACUCAUUCCAAAUGCCCAAAAGUUAUUGUGGCGGGUCUUGAGCGUCGUUUUUGCCAACAAUGUAGCAGAUUUCACAGUAUGUCGGAGUUUGAUGACGAGAAGCGAAGCUGCCGAAGGCGACUUUCUGAUCACAAUGCACGGCGUAGGAAACCACAGCAGGAACCAAACCAGUUUAACUCAAGGAGUCCUUAUUCAUCAUUCUAUGAUACUCAUCUGGUUCAAACUAGACCUGCUAUAAGUUCUACUUGGGAAAGCACAUGCAAUUCCAAGUAUUCUGUGGUACAAGUGAAAGCUGAAAAUUUUGGGGGCUUUGAUGUGUUGUCUCAUUCUACAGGAGUUCAAUUAUCAGAUGCUCUCAACAUGCCUACCCUUGCUCUCAAUAGAUCGGUGCCAUCCAAGGGUGCCAGAGCCGAGAUUUUUGAUUUAGGUUUCGAAGAACCGUUGUCUUCGAAUGUAGAUGCAGUUGAUCUUCGACGUGCUCUCUCUCUUCUGUCAAACAAUAAUAAUAGCUGGGGUUCAUGCGAUCCAAACUCCAUAGUGCUCGACCAUCAUCAUCGGAUGCAGCAUUCAGCUAGUCCCAGCAUGCCUCAACCUGCGGUUCCCGCACUUUCUUCCCAAGACUACUGGCAGGCUGAUCAGCAGUCCAUGGAUCCCAGCAUUCAUGUCAAAACCAAUAACCAUUUCCAGGAGUUCCAGAUUUUCAAAUCACCAUAUGAGAACUCCUUUCUAUUCCACCCCAAUGGAUGAUGUAUCCAAUCCCCUUGAGCUCCAUUCUUAGGUUAAAAGAUUGGACUGUUGUAAGAACCAAGAGUUGACUUUAGGCUAAAUGCAAAGUCAACCCACCACGUAGACUUGAUGUUUCCAUUGAUUCAACAUUUUCUUAAAAUGUAAUUGUGCAUUAUUACUAUAAAACGUUUUGAUU